This is a messenger RNA of Diorhabda carinulata, 4090 nucleotides long. RefSeq names its product heat shock factor-binding protein 1. Gene Ontology annotation, cellular component: cytosol; nucleus. The transcript is spliced from 2 exons. Lineage: Eukaryota; Metazoa; Arthropoda; Insecta; Coleoptera; Chrysomelidae. Bases 308 to 559 code for a protein of 83 amino acids. Gene Ontology annotation, molecular function: transcription corepressor activity. The record is from RefSeq and is a predicted model, not a curated record. Gene Ontology annotation, biological process: cellular heat acclimation.
AGCUGUGUUGCCAUUGUAUUCUUAUGUCAUAAUUCAUCACAUUUUCGUUUUCAGUUUUUUAUUGAAUUAUAUUUAAAUUAAAAAUAAAAACACUGAAAUCGGACAUACUUCGUUACUGAAAAUAUAAUACAUUUCAUUACACCUUAGAUAAAAAGUUUGGAUAUUAAAACAGGCAACCUUGGUAUCGGCAACACUUGAUUUGUACCUGGAGCGAAGAGCGACAUUUUUCGAUCAAACAAAAACAUAAUAAAUGAUUUGUGUUUUUAUUGAGAAAUAAAAUUGAUCGUGUUUCCCAUAUAUCAGCAAAAUGGUUGAUGAUAAAGUUGAAAUGAAUAACGAUAACGAAAGUUACACAAGUUUAAAUGCAAGUGAUCCGAAAAAUGUACAAGAAUUAACCCAAUAUGUACAAAGCUUACUACAAACCAUUCAAGAUAAAUUCCAAAAUAUGUCGGACCAAAUAUUAACAAGGAUUGAUGAAAUGGGUAACAGAAUAGAUGAUUUAGAAAAAAAUAUAGGGGAUCUAAUGACCCAAGCUGGUGUAGAAGGAACGGACAAAUAAAAAUCUUUACUAGUAUCUAUUUAGUAUUCACCAUAAAAUAAGUUUACUUAUAAGCUACAUCUAGUUACACAAAUAUCAAAACACUUUAUUAAAUUUAUGAGUUUUUCCCUGCAUUUUGACUUUGGGAUGUUAGUAAAGGGUGUUUUUUUUUGUUUAUAACUAAAAAUGCUUUUCCUAUUUUUUAAUAGUGUUGAUUUUAUUUGAUAAUUGAAUUAUUAUGAUUAACUUUAUUGAUUUAAAAUAACCAACUUAUUUUCUACAUCUUGCAAUUGGUGAUGACUGUUCGUUUUCGCUAGUACUGCUUAUAUUCUCUAUAGUAUCAGUUUCAGAUUCCUCUUCUGAUUCUGAAACUGAGUGUUUCAUGGAAUCUAACGUUUCUUCACUUUUUGAUAGUUUUUCUUUAGGAUUGGGUAUACCGGGUGUUUUUUUCUUAUAAGUUGAUGAGAAAAUUGCUCCUAAGGAGCCCAAUGAUCCAGUGGAUCUAAAUAAUGAAGAUUUUCCAAUAUUUUUAUCUUGAGAUGCACGGGGAAGACGAAGUGACUUUUUGAAUUCCUGUGAAAGUAAACAUAAAAUGUUAAUAGUAAUAAUUGAAGUAUAAAUUUGUCUUAACUGCCUUAUUCUGUCUGCAGAUGCUAAUAUGUUCUAUUAUCCACUGGAAAUGUUGGAGUGAACAGUGUGUUUAAGAACAAGUGUGGAUAAUAUAUUAAUUUGAAAUUAGUUGAUUAUGAAUUAUGAGAAUUCUGUAAAGACGAACAAUGUGAGUUCAACAAACUGUUUUAAAACAAAUUUAAUAAUAUAGUAAAGUUAGAUUUGGUUAUCGAAAAGUCAAUAGCUGCCUGAGAUUACUUGUAAGUUUCUUUCUGAGAAAGGUUUGUCCGAGAAAUUUCAUAGUAGUAGUCAGAAAAUUCCUACGGAGUCGUUGCAUAGUAAAAUAAGUAACUAGUGUACAUGGUUAAAAUAAAUGUAAGAAUAAAUCUAAUCUGGACUAUUGGUACAUUACCGUUUGUAGAUGUCCUCUCAUAUUCUGAAAGUCCUAAGUAAUAAAUAAAAUAUAUAAUUAAGAAUAGAAAUAAAUUUCUAAAUAUUAUGUAAUGAAAAUACAUAUCAGCAAAAGUCUAAACAGAACUCAGCCUCUAUCAAAUUAGGUUUUUAAGUAAUCCUAACCUAAAAGUACAAAAAAACUAAAAAUAAAAAAAAAAAUUCUCCCUAAAGCUGGAUAUUUGAUUAAUAUUCUUCUGGGGUUUCUGGGCUUUGUAUAUGAAGCAUACCCUAUGGUUGAUUCAAUACAAAAGAGGCGAUCCAUAGUUGACCGGAAAUUUGGACAGCAAGUAGUAUAAGAAAAUAGAGAAAACGGGUGGUGAAUACAUAAUGUAGUGUAACAAAAACUAUUAAGGCUUUGAAAAAGGCGCCUCUACCGAAUUUUAAAAUAGUUGCACCAUCUUAAAGUUUCCUAAUAGUAUGGACACUUUACACAUAGAAAAUUCUGAAAUUUGUAUUAAGGGUAGAGGCGCCAUUUUCAAAGCAUUUUUUUUCUACAAAUUCCAGAAACAAAAAACCCAAGAUUUUGGGUUAAUUCAUUAAUUUCGCUUCAAGGCGGACAUGAUUGAAAUUUAUAUAUUAUAAUAAAAAUAGUUUAGUACUCAACGACCUUAAAAAUAUUCCAGUAUUAAAAAAUAGUUCAAGCAACAGGUCAUGACAUUAUUGGAACUGAAAGUAGAAAAAUCUCGCUCUAACUAUAUGAUCUGGAAUCGAAGUAUAAGAGAAGAUGUAAACCAAAGCAAAUAACCCCAAAAAAUGUGCGAUUUCUUCCUCCUGUUCCCUUUGAAGGAGAAGCAGCCUAGAGCUGGUGUACAUACCAGAGCCAGGAAGAAGGGCCAGAAUAACGUACAUACCACAUCCCUAAUCCUUCAGACCAAUCAGCCUACCUCUUUUCUACUCAAAACGAUGGAAAAAGCUGUCGACAACUACAUUAGAAUAGAAAUUCUGUAGUGGAAACCUCUCCAACCUCGCCUUCGACAAUAGUCUGACAGUCAAAAAAACAUUAGACGCGAGAGGAAUAGAUGGGACAACCUCUCUCAGAUUGAUGGCAGAACUACUAUCUAUUAGAACAACAGAAAUGGAAGUAAGGCAAGACACCAUUUCAAUUACUGAAAACAGGGGAUGUUCACAAGGGGGAGUGGCAUCCCCACUAAUGUGGAGCUUAGUAGUAGACGAACUGUUAUGGGAUAUAGUCAUCUAAGUAAAAGAAUUCUUUGGUGGUGUCGUUCGGUGGGGCUAAACGUCAAUCCGAACAAGACCUACCUGAUUUCCUAGGCAGAAAAAACUCAACCUCAAGCUAGACAGGAGUCCUCGAAUGGAACUCCAGAGCACUACACCUGGGAGCGCUUGAAAUAGAAGACAAAGAUCUCUAUCAAUUGAAGACUUCCCACAUUCUAGACUUUUUAAAAGGAGUGGGAUUAAUGGAUCUGCUGUAAACACUUGGUUCUCCAGUGUCGCAGCAAGAGGGGGGAGCACAAUAGAUCCUUUGCGUCGCAGUUUUAGCUUAAUAAAAAAAGAUGUAUACAAUGUGACCAAAGCAAAUAACACCAAAAAAUAUGCCUCUUGUGACUUCUGACCCCUGAUAGGUUUCAACGCGCAUAAUUUCUUAAUUUAAAUGGAUUAUUCAUUAUGAAGACUCAACUUUGUUAAAAUAAGAUUGAAACUAAAAUUAACAGGAAUCAGUUUAUUGUAGGACGUUUUUGAAAUAUUCACGAAUUUUCAGAUACCAAUUGAAACCAGUACAAUUUUUCUGUCAGCAUUUAUUUUCACUUAGCAAUCUUAAGUUUGGUUGAAGAUUAUAAUGGCUGGGUCUACUGAGGAAAUUUCUUUCACAACCAUUCAACAACUCUUUGAAGCAAUGUACUUUUAGCGCAAUAAUAGAUGUAAACCAAAACCAGAACCCCAAAUAAUGUGCCUCUUGUGACUUCUGACUCCUGGUAGGUUUUAACGUGCCAAAUUUCAGUGGAUUAUUAACAACGAAGACUCAAAUUCGUUGAGAUAAGAUUAAAAUUGAAACUAGUACAAUUUUUCUAUCAUUUAUUGUCACUUUAGCAAUCUUCAGUUCGGUUGAAGAUUAUAAUGGCUGGGUCUCGUGAGGAAAUUUCUUUCACAACCAUUCAAUCUGUUGAUAAAUUGACAUUUUUAGCGUAUAUUUAUAACAUUCUAUUUGCAACGCAAAAUUUCAGACAAAUUCUACGUUUAACGCUCAAUACCAUUGCUGUAAGGUCAAAUUUAACUUAUGUUUGGUAAAUUGUAUGUUAAUAUUUACAAUUUAGAUAAAAUAAGAAUAUUCACGUUCUCUAUCUAUAUAUUUUAACAUCCUAAAAAUGUAUGUUUUGCUUGUUUACACAAACAGAGAGGUUAGAUUAGGUUGUUAUUUGUUAAAUAAAUAUUUUUUUCGAUAUUAAUACAUUCUGUUUAUUCUAGAUAUAAUUAUUUAACACAAGGUAUUGUAUAUAGUUGAUUCAAAAUAAAAAAGUAGCUAACAGUAAA